ACGCAACGAAAUCGAAUUUCUUUCUUUUUUUAAAUAAAUUAUAUUUCUCUCUCCUCUCCAUCGACUUUUUGGGUCGUCGACCUGAGUAGGCCGACGUUUCUGAGGUUCUGCAUCUCUCUUCCUCUUUUGCUCUCUCUCCCUCCUCCCUUUCUGAGUUCUCGUUCUGUUCAAUUCAAGCUCUGAAAAGAUGUCUGGGGGAGGUUCGCAGAAUAGCUUGAGAAAAGCUUUGGGAGCUAUCAAGGACACCACUACAGUUCAAUUGGCUAAAGUUAACAGUGACUACAAGGAGUUGGACAUUGCCAUUGUGAAGGCCACAAACCAUGUUGAACGCCCAGCUAAAGAAAAACACAUAAGGGCUGUUUUUGCUGCAGUUUCGGCUACAAGGCCUCGAGCAGAUGUGGCUUACUGCAUCCAUGCUCUUUCCAGACGUCUGGCCAAGACGCAUACUUGGGUGGUGGCAUUGAAAACGUUAAUCUUGAUACAUCGUGCUCUAAGGGAAGUGGAUGCUACCUUCCGUGAAGAACUCAUUAAUUAUGGAAGGAGCAAAAACCAUAUGCUCAACUUGGCUCAUUUUAAAGAUGAUUCCAGUCCGAACGCAUGGGAUUAUUCUGCAUUUGUCCGCACAUAUGCUUUAUUUUUAGAAGAGAGGCUGGAAUGCUUCCGUAUCUUGACGUACGAUGUUGAGACAGAUCGGCCGAGAACCAAGGAACUGGACACUGUCGAAUUGCUUGAGCAGCUGCCAGCUUUACAACAGCUUCUGCAUCGUGUUCUUGGUUGCCAGCCACAAGGGGCAGCAGUUUACAAUUUCAUCAUUCAGUUGGCGGUUUCAAUGGUAGCUGCAGAGAGUAUUAAGAUUUAUCAGGCUAUAAGUGAUGGUACAGUUAAUUUGAUUGACAAGUUCUUUGAAAUGCCACGACACGAUGCUGUUAGGGCUCUUGAGAUGUACAGGAGGGCGGGUCAGCAGGCAGAGAGACUGUCAGAGUUUUAUGAAAUAUGUAAAAGUCUUGAUCUUGGGCGUGGAGAAAGGUUUAUCAAGAUUGAACAGCCACCAGCAUCGUUUUUAACAGCCAUGGAAGAGUAUGUCAAAGAUGCUCCUCUAGCUUCGUCAGUUCGGAAAAAUCAGGUGGUCAAUAAUAGAAUUGCUGCCCCCGAUGUCGUCCUGGCCAUAGAGUAUAAAAAAACCCCACAAGUGCAGGAAGAAUGCCCACCGUCCCCCUCCCCACCUCCGCCUCCACCUGAACCUGAACCUGAAGAACCUGUUAAAGUGGAUGCUCCUGUUUCAGAACCACCAGAUCUGUUGCAGCAUUUGGAUGAUCCUGUACCGGCCGCAUCGGAACUCGAUGAGAAGAAUGCCCUGGCUCUGGCUAUUGUUCCCGUUUCUGAUUAUUCAUCAACAACUUUUCCUUCUGGUCCCGAUUACACAAAUGGAACUACAGGCUGGGAGUUGGCACUUGUAACUGCUCCGAGCUCAAAUGAGAGUGCCACAGCUGCAAGCAAACUGACUGCAACAACUUGGGUGCGUAACAAAGCUGCAACAUCUUGGGAAUAGACCAUAACCAAGCUGGCUCUUCAAAUGCAGCACCCAAUGUCAUUAGCCCUGGAUUUCCUCUUAAUGCACCAUUGGUAUAAGGUCGAGCAAAAAUCAUACUGUAGAGUCCAUUGCAGGAUGAAUAGUUUUUACAUGUAACAAUUUCUUGCACUUGGACAUGAUUAAUUGAAAUAUAAAAAAUGACAUCUCAAAAGAACGUGUUUAGUAGAUGUUAUAUAAAAUCACUUAAUUGAACCCUCAACUGACCAAUCAGUGUACUUACUACAUAAUGCACUGCUGAUGAUGCUAUCAAAUCUUCUUUGGUACCUUUCCAUCCACAGUUGUAAUAACUAUUUUCUUAGACUUAAAAAACAAAGACAACCCAGUGCACGAGGCUCCCGCUACUGCAGGGUCUGGGCGGGGCAAGUGUACACAGCCUUACCCCCCCCCCUGCAUCACAGAAGAGGCUGUUUCCAUGUUUUGAACCUGUGACCAACAUGUUGUAAUAGUGCAACUUAACCAUUGUGCCAAAGGCUCGCCCACUCUUCUUAGACUUAAAUAUCAAAUUUUAUUGGUGCCAACACAGUCCAUUGACUAGCAAGUGAUCAACUGUAUUCUGGGAAGGGACUGAGUUGCGACAAGUGCAUACUGAAUGUGUACAACUAAAUAUUUUAGUGCUGCAUCUGCUAUUAUUUUUUUUUCCAAGUUUCCAUGCCAAUAAGAAACUUCAGUGAUACACCAAUUUGGACCAAAUGCAAGGAUGCCAUGUUGAUGUGGAGUUGCCAAACUAAUUUUUUGCUGAAAUUUCUCCUCUCUGAGUUGCACUUCACCAAUUUAUCUUCUCCAUCCAUGGUUUGAUCCGAAAAUCCAAAAUUUGAAUAUUGGUCCCUAUUUGUAGCCUGACUCAUCACAUAAUUUAUUCCAAUCCCAAUUACUUUGGUGAUUGUUAACCAUCCAUAAUUCAUACCAUUUACCAUAGCGUUAUUUUAACCAGUAGCAGAAAUUGAUGAGAUGCUUUGAAUCAUUGAAAAUCUUUGGACAUCUGCUGCUAUGCAUGGGUCCCAUGCAUAUGCCAGAAAAGAAAGAAUUCUUCUCCCUAUGCUUCCAUAAUGAAGGAAUUUUUAAUAAUUAUUCUUUUUGGGUCUAGAGGACAGCUACACAUCUAUUAUU
Molecule: messenger RNA, 2698 nt
Organism: Macadamia integrifolia
Lineage: Eukaryota; Viridiplantae; Streptophyta; Magnoliopsida; Proteales; Proteaceae
Product: putative clathrin assembly protein At5g35200
Exons: 16
Coding region: 188-1549 (453 amino acids)
Biological process (GO): clathrin-dependent endocytosis; clathrin coat assembly; vesicle budding from membrane
Cellular component (GO): clathrin-coated pit; clathrin-coated vesicle
Molecular function (GO): phosphatidylinositol-4,5-bisphosphate binding; 1-phosphatidylinositol binding; clathrin heavy chain binding
Source: RefSeq, a predicted model, not a curated record